AGCGUGUGCGUGCGUGAGUGCGCUCACCUCGAGCUUUAAUAUCAGUCACCAAGAGCUCGCUGCAAAAAGUAAAAGCAGACAGAAAGCGAGGCGCGCGCUAAACCCGGGCUCCUUGCACUCUUUGCACGCGCUGCGCCAUGGAGCCCCGUAAAACUUCCCGGCGCGCGCGGUUUGCGGUAGCGGACUGCUCGGACAUGGUCGAUUAAAAACAAACGCCAGGGAAGUAUAUCAGUGAUUAUUGGUGAUUAUUUGUGAAGAUGGACCCGCUGUUUACUUACACCGACUCACCGGGAAACUGGACCGCGGAGAAUAACGGCACAGACCCGGUCGACUGGAACCAGUUCACGCAGCCCGCGUGGCGCAUCACGCUCUGGGCGCUCGCUUACAGCUUCAUCGUGCUGGUAGCGGUGGUGGGCAACGUGACGGUCAUAUGGAUCAUUGUGGCGCACAAGCGGAUGCGCACCGUCACCAACUACUUCCUGGUGAACCUGGCGUUCGCCGAGGCGUCCAUGUCCGCCUUUAACACCGUGGUGAACUUCGUGUACGCGGCGCACAACGAGUGGUACUUCGGCUUGGGCUACUGCCGCUUCCACAACUUCUUCCCCAUCGCCGCCGUGUUCGCCAGCAUCUGCUCCAUGACCGCCAUCGCCGUGGACAGAUACAUGGCCAUCAUUCACCCACUGAAGCAGCGGCUCUCGUCCACGCAGACCAAAGUGAUCAUCGGCGUGAUCUGGGUGCUCGCUUUCCUCCUCGCAUUCCCGCAGUACUACUACUCUGACGUGGACCAGGUGCCCGGCCGCAUCGUCUGUUACAUCGAUUGGCCAGAAUACACCGUCAUGGACUUCAAGAAAGUUUAUUAUGUGUGUGUGGCUGUGCUGAUCUACUUCCUGCCCCUGUUGGUGAUGGGUUGUGCUUAUCUAGUAGUGGGGCUGAACCUGUGGGCCAGCGAGAUUCCCGGAGAUUCUUCAGGUCGCUACCAGGAGCAACUCACCGCUAAACGCAAGGUGGUGAAGAUGAUGAUCGUGGUCGUGUGUACCUUCGCCGUCUGCUGGCUGCCAUACCACGUCUACUUUCUCCUUCAUCAGUUUUUCCCUUUGCUCUUCGAGAAGCCCUUCAUCCAGCAGGUCUACUUGGCCAUCAUGUGGCUCGCCAUGAGCUCCACCAUGUACAACCCCAUCAUCUACUGCUGCCUGAAUGACAGAUUCCGUGCUGGCUUCAAGCAGGCGUUCCGCUGGUGCCCAUGCAUUCAUGCUGACUCCUACGAAGGUCUGGAGCUCAAGUCCACACGCUACCUGCAGACGCAAACCAGUGUGUACAAGACGAGCCGGGCGGAGCCAACGGUCCUGGUGGUCAACAGUCCGUCGCUAGAGCUGGCGUCCAACGGCUCAUCAUCUCGUAGCAUGUCCAAGACAGUGUCCGAGACAUCCAGCUUCUACUGCGGCAAUAACCUGCCUGCUUAGAUCAGCAAAGGAAUGUGAUGAAGAACUGGUGUAAUAAUACAAAAAAACCACGGUGGAUCUUUUUACCUCGUCAUCUACGUCUGAUUUUCUGUAUAAUCAUUGUGACAGACAAUUCUGAGCGGUCAUGGUGGGUGUAGACAACUAUUCUCCAUUUUGUCCGGGAGGACAACGUGUGGAUUGUGCAGAAGAAAAAAAAACAGAAGUGUUCUUGCUUCCAGUGUUGACAGAUCCAUAAUGAAUGAAUCAUAUCAGUUUUAUUUAUCACUCACAGUGGGCACGCCUUAUAAGGACCGUGCCAAAGAAUUCAAAGUUCAUUACAGAUGAUGCCCUUCAUCUGGUCUUAUCAGCAGCUCAGAGGGUAAACCGCCUCACUACUUAGAUGGGAUGCUGAAAUCUGACCAUUGUUAAACUGCCGCUGAUGAGGUUAUGAUCAAAAAGCCUUGAGCCACCUGCCAGCUGAAUAAAUGUAAAUAAUAUCUCUGUUUAAUCGGUAUCUCUAGGUAGUAUUGGUGUAGAUGGCAAAGAAACAUGUUGAAGCUAAAUGUGUUAAACAGUUGACUUUUGGAGAGACGAUCCCCCCCCCGCCCCCCAGCCACAUAUUAUAAUCUCUGUAACAGACCACUUUAUGGAAAUGUUUUGUGUCUGUGUAAGUGCCUCAUAACUGCUUUCACAGUGUCUAUCAUCUGGUGUAAGUAGACUAUUCUCUUUAUUUUGUUCUUUUUUCUAUUCUUCUGGCCACCUUUUUAUCAAAGUUCAGCUUUGAAAUGACUGACCACAUGAGUCCCUUGAGGGACGUGACCGGAGACCUUGAUGGAAUGAGGACAGCGUCAGCGAGGCUUUGCAGACGGAUAUGGUCUGGAGUACAAGAGGCUACAGUGUAUUACCGUUUACAUUUUACUAGCAUGUAAUAUUGCGCAUUAUGUAUCGUAUACAAGGCAUACAAACAUAUACAACCUCUCCUGUCUGUGUAUACACCUGUGUGUGUGUGAAUGUGUUUCUCUUUUUUUUUUCUUUUUUUUUGGACCAGGGUUUUGGGAGUCUCGAUCUCUGGAUCAGCUCAGUUUAAAAUGCACACAAAGUACAUUUCUGUCCAAAUAAUUAAGCACAUUUCCAAACAGACUAUAUACAAUCCAUGACCAGCAGGCUAAGCACCUUGGAGAAAAAUGGCUUCUGGCACGGUACGGCAUCGUGCACUGCCAUACGAGGGAUGAAUCCCUGCCAGUCACUUCAUGCGUAGAUGAAAAAGCCCCAAAUAUAGUAUCUAAACUGCCUCUUGGCACGGACAUAAUGCAGAACAGAAAAAGGAAGAAUAUUCCUGUUCCCGGAAAUCUAAAUUAGUGAUGACGGCCAGGGUUCCACUGCCAAAAUACAAUCAUGGGUUUGUCCGGUUCAGAAACGCUGGUAGCUGUGACCCCGUGUUGCCUUGGCUUUGUUUUAAUUUUUGUAAAUUUAUCACUUCAUUGUGGGAUAAAUUGUAAUGGGAACGGUUGUUUGUUUCUAUCUGUGUACCUCUGUUGAUCGCCAUUGCCCUCCCCCUUCCAACCGCUUGCAUGUUCUCGGCUUAAGCGGUCACGCACAAAAUUAACUCUGGAGUCAGGCCCUGGAGUUUUAAUUUUAGCCUCCCAUCAACACAUGGUGCACAAAUCUGACAGAAGAGGCGGAGGAAUGGAAAGGAUUUGCUGCUGCUGUUGUGGGGUGGCAAUGACAGACAAAAACCCUCGAGGAGGACCGCUAGGUUAGGAGGAGGGGUAGCACACCUGUUGUUUGAGAUUACGGAGCGUGGUAUGUGACAGUCGUAUCAGUUUUCUAGACAGGAGGAGGACAUGGCGUUCAGGGUGUUCUGGCACUCUGAAUGGUGCGCAGGCAGAUUUUACGAGUGAUCGUAGAGGUGUGGAGAAGUUGUGCUGGAGUCCUGGGAGAUUUCUGCUUUGCUUUGCUCCAGACAUUCUGAUCCUCCUCUAAAGAUUAGUCUUGGGUUGGAGCUGGAAAAUAGUAACGAUGUGGUGGCUGCAGAAACUGAGUCACUAGCAGAGAAAUAAGAAUCUUAAGAUAUUAGGAGGAAGGUGAAGCUCCUGCUAUGGUCUUAAUCCCUAGUAAUGGGAUAGUUUUGUGGAGGUUCACAACAUACACUAUCAUGGCACCUGUUAGUGGGUGGGAUAUAUUAGACAGCCAGUGAACAUUUUGUCCUCAAAGUUGAUGUGUUAGAAGCAUGGAUAAGCGUAAGGAUUUGAGCGAGUUUGACGAAGGGCCAAAUUGUGAUGGCUAGACCACUGGAUCAGAGCGUCUCCAAAACUGCAGCUCUUGUGGGGUGUUUCCGGUCUGCAGUGGUCAGUAUCUAUCAAAGUAUUCUUUAAAUCCUGUAAGUCCUUUAAGUUCUGUAAGUAUCCCUUAAGUCCUGAAAGUUGUGAGGUGGGACCCAUGGAGGCCUCACCUUGUAACUUACAGGACAUAAUGGAUCUGCUGUUAGCAUCUUGGUGACAGAUACCACAGCACACCUUCAGGGAUCUAGCAGAGUCCAUGCCAACACAAUAUUAGACAGGUGGUCAUAAUGUUAUGCCUGAUGGUUAAAUAAUUCCAAGUCGAUUUCAGUUUAAGGGAGGUGAAUAAUCAAGGUGUUUGUGUUUUGAGUUUUUACUGCAUAUGGAUUUUUGACGUUUGAAUGUAUUUCCUCUAAAGCUGUGAGCUUGUUGGGUCUAUAGGGAGCAGUAACAGGUCUCCAUUUGGUGUUAUGGUAAUGGACUUGAUUUGUCCUUGUACUAGAGUGGACAACAUAUGGGUCUUCAUGAGUCUGUAAACAGUUUUUGUUAAGGGAUGCCUGAUCAAGUUUUGCCGUUUUCCCAUGAUUCUCUUUACAGCUUGUUGAGAUCAUAUAGACAACAGCACAACUUCUGCAGACUCUCAUCUGCCCUUGAUGUUCUGUCCUUUAAUCUUCAGAAGCCACUGUUUAUACCUGCUAUGAUGUAAGUGAUAACAGCAUCUAACUUGUUUCUGAGACUUUAAAUAGAACUUUAAAUGAUAUAACAAGUACUUCGUAGAAUAAAAUACCUUGGGGUGUUCUAUUAUAGGAAGGUAAUCAAGAUCAGACUAUUAACGUCCGUGACUGUAUCACAUCUUAGCAAAUAUGAUGUCAUAGUAUUGCAUCACCUAUUAGCUAGCUUGUGUUUAUCAGACCAUAAUAAACAUUUCCCCGUAGCUACAAUCUUGUUAAGUUAUUAACAUAACUUAAUCAUAUCUUCUCCUCAUAAUAAAAGAUAUCGACAUUUCCAUUGAAGUACAAAUGAACUUCUCAUAAUAAAACAUAUCGACGUUUCCAUUGAAGUACAAAUGAACGUAAACCCCCUUGCAGAUAUUCCAGAUUUAGGUGAGGAUGCAGCAAAGCUCCUCACUGCCUUUUCAGAAUACUGACUAGCUGUAGCAGGCUGCGUGUAGAGUCUCUUUUAGUAUCUGCUCGAUGGGACAUAAAACCCUCAUCAUGCCUCAUGUGUCUCAACACGGCAGAGCAACAACACCUGCUGAGAGAAGUGGACGUGCUGUAAAAAGCCUCUGCUGACUGAGAACUGCGUGUUGCCUGUCCAUCAUCUCACCGACAUGCCGGCGUUCGUCGUUUCAGCGAAGAAAAGUCUCCUAGGUUUCUAUCAAUUGGGAGUGUAUCCAAAAAAAAAAUGAAGCCUUCCAAAUAUGAAAAAAAAAUCCCAAAUGAGAAGCAGUCACGUGUUUUUUUGGCAAUUGACUUUGUUUGUUAAGCAAACUGCAUUAAACAACUUCCAUUAACACGUAGUAAUUUCUUUUCUGGUAUUUUUCCAUCUCCACAUUUUCAGGCCACCUGCUACAAUUGUGUCUCUCCAAAAUUAGUCAGCCUUUCCCUGCACCCUCAUGACGACCACAUUGUUCUUAGUGGUAGUGCGAAGAAAUAAUCACCAGCUUCGGGUUUAAUAUGAAACCUCUCAAACCCCUCAGGAUUCGAAUGCAAACCUGACAGACUUUUCUUGCCAUGUGGAAAUCAUUAAGAUGAAUAUGGAGGGUUGGGAUAUAUAUAUAUAUAUAUAUAUAUAUAUAUAUAUAUACGGCUGGUUUUCAGGGUCCGGUGCUAUUGAGAGAAGGAAAAAGUGCCUCUUUGUUUUUGAUAUUGUUUUGAUUAUUCAAUCAGCUGUUGAAAGUGUGAAAUCGCUGUGCUUGGAUAUCUCAGUGUGGAUGAUAUCGACUGAAAAACUGCAGAGCUGUUAAAGCAGUUAAAGCCUCCGAGAUUUUAUGCCGCUUAGUUCCACAGGAAAGCGACUAUCGAUUCCCACACACCGUUGGCUCUCGGAGAUAUCAUUGUUUCGAGACGAUCCUCUUCUGAUGAUCUGACAGCAUGUUUUUUUUUUCUUUUUUUUUUUUUGCUUUGACCUGAAUAAAAACAGCAAAGAGCCUUAAACCUAAGCUGUAGCAUGAGUAGGAUUGAAAUGGGAUUAGUCCUCUUAAUAUAAUAAUAUGGUUUCUCUUUAGCUGUUUAAUCAGGAUAUGGACUCAUUUACACUGAAGCAGGUUCUAGUGUUUUCCCUGCCUGGUCAUGUGAUAAGGAAGCGCUUGCUGCUGGGUGGCGUAUUUUGUAAAUUGGAAAUGGCCACAUUUGGAGAAAAUGGGAUUAAAAAAUGUAAAUUAGA
This is a messenger RNA of Hemibagrus wyckioides, 6103 nucleotides long. It is a transcript of the gene tacr1a, whose product is annotated as tachykinin receptor 1a. Gene Ontology annotation, molecular function: substance P receptor activity. Gene Ontology annotation, cellular component: plasma membrane; sperm midpiece. The transcript is spliced from 5 exons. The record is from RefSeq and is a predicted model, not a curated record. Gene Ontology annotation, biological process: positive regulation of flagellated sperm motility; G protein-coupled receptor signaling pathway. The coding region runs from base 258 to 1460 and encodes 400 amino acids. NCBI's taxonomy places the organism in Eukaryota, Metazoa, Chordata, Actinopteri, Siluriformes, Bagridae.